This is a messenger RNA of Xylona heveae TC161, 1171 nucleotides long. Its product is annotated as GTP-binding protein RHO3. The coding region runs from base 104 to 727 and encodes 207 amino acids. The record is from RefSeq and is a predicted model, not a curated record. Lineage: Eukaryota; Fungi; Ascomycota; Xylonomycetes; Xylonales; Xylonaceae. The transcript has 8 exons. Gene Ontology annotation, molecular function: GTPase activity; GTP binding. Gene Ontology annotation, biological process: small GTPase-mediated signal transduction.
CGACGUUCUUGUAUUGCCAUUGCAUCUUGACAACUUCGCCUGCAAUACAAUAAAAUUUCUCAUACCUAUCCUACUGAAUUCAAUUCUACGCCAAAUUACCACAAUGCCUCUUUGUGGUGGUUCGAAGACCGUCCAACGGAAGUUGGUGCUUCUAGGCGACGGUGCUUGCGGUAAGACUUCAUUACUGAAUGUCUUCACAAGAGGCUACUUCCCGACUGUUUAUGAGCCUACAGUCUUCGAAAAUUAUGUCCAUGACAUUUUUGUUGAUGGUACACACAUUGAAUUGAGUCUCUGGGAUACUGCUGGCCAAGAAGAAUUCGACCGCUUGCGAUCGCUCUCAUACGAUGAUACCCAUGCAAUUAUGCUCUGCUUUAGCGUCGAUUCCAAGGACUCUUUAGAAAACGUUGAAUCGAAAUGGGUUGGAGAGAUUGCAGAGAACUGUCAGGGUGUUAAGCUUGUCUUGGUUGCGCUCAAGUGCGACCUGCGCGAGCAGCAAGCCGAAGAAGAGGAUGAUGCCGGAGUUGUCAACGAACAAGAGAAGAAGCCCACCAUUGAUUAUAACCGGGGCCUCGAGGUGGCUAAGAGGAUAAAGGCUUUACGGUAUCUGGAAUGCUCCGCUAUGAAAAACCGAGGGGUCAACGAGGCCUUCACCGAAGCUGCAAGAGUGGCUUUGUCGGUCAAAGCCAGCUCUAACUCCAAAAAUGAAAGCACCUGCUCGCUCAUGUGAUCGUCUAUUGAUUUUCUGUAAUCUACAGACUUGCACCUCGAAUUCCCCUUCGUUUGUCCUUACUGCAGCGGCACUGGUGUACAGCUUUCUUCAUACCUAUUUCGACCGCUUUCCCACGAACUUUAUUUCAGCAAUCUAUCCGGCUCCACAGCCCUUACUUCUUAAUAUCCCCGAUAGCAUCUUUCAGGUCAAGGCUUUCCCUCUUUUUGGUAUCGAUUUUCUUAUUCAUUCUCUUCUGUACAUGCAUGAGGUCAUGAAAUGAGUCAAAUUUUUUUCACGCUUAGGCAUUGCAGCUUCCAGUGCAUACGCAAUCACAUGUCGGCAUUCGCGCUUUCGCAUGGUUUUUGAUCGACAUUAGCGACUUACACUGUAAUUGUCUACAUCCGCAGAACAGUCGACAUGGGCUAGUGCGCCUAGUUACUUUAAUCUGGAUAAUCAAUACGC